UUGAAGCUGUCUGAGUUAUACUUUUCUCCUGUCAAUAAGAGAAAAAACAAACAAGAUGUCUGGACGUGGAAAAACCGGAAAAGCGAAGGCAAAGCCGAAAACUCGGUCUAGCCGCGCUGGGCUGCAGUUUCCUGUUGGUCGUGUCCACAGGCUGUUGAGGAAGGGUAACUAUGCUGAGCGUGUUGGUGCCGGCGCCCCGGUGUACCUCGCGGCCGUGCUGGAGUAUCUGACCGCUGAGAUCCUAGAGCUCGCUGGGAACGCCGCCCGUGACAACAAGAAGACCAGGAUCAUCCCCCGCCACCUGCAGCUGGCCGUCCGCAACGACGAGGAGCUGAACAAGCUUCUGGGCGGAGUGACGAUCGCUCAGGGCGGCGUGCUGCCCAACAUCCAGGCCGUGCUGCUGCCCAAGAAGACUGAGAAAGCUAAAUAAAAUACCACGACCACCUUCAAUAAAUUAAAGGCUCUUUUAAGAGCCACUCACAACCUCUUAAGAGCAGCGUUUUCUUCGAUUUUAGUUGGCACACAAUUUUGGUUAACAGCUGUAUAUUCAGUGUUCUCGGAGCAGUGCCGAGAAAUUUACAAUUACAAUGAUCAAUUGUACAUGU
Messenger RNA from Pelmatolapia mariae (spotted tilapia), 605 nucleotides. Its product is annotated as histone H2A-like. Gene Ontology annotation, molecular function: DNA binding; structural constituent of chromatin; protein heterodimerization activity. The transcript has a single exon. Gene Ontology annotation, biological process: heterochromatin formation. NCBI's taxonomy places the organism in Eukaryota, Metazoa, Chordata, Actinopteri, Cichliformes, Cichlidae. Gene Ontology annotation, cellular component: nucleosome; chromatin. The coding region runs from base 56 to 430 and encodes 124 amino acids. The record is from RefSeq and is a predicted model, not a curated record.